AUGGCCCUCAAGACGCUGUCCGCCAAGGCCGCUGCCGCAUUGGAUAAGGAGCUCAUGAGCACCGGCGCUUUUUCUAUCGACCAGCUCAUGGAGCUGGCUGGCCUGUCGGUCUCUCAAGCCGUCUACCGAGUUCAUCCACCAGCUCGAGGCCCCCGCGUCCUAGUCGCCUGUGGCCCCGGGAACAACGGAGGAGACGGACUCGUCGCCGCCCGUCAUCUGAGACACUACGGCUACCUGCCUACCAUCUACUACCCAAAGCGGAGCAAGAAUGAGCUGUAUCAGCGGCUGGCUAAGCAGCUCGAAGACCUCGAGGUCCCUUUUGUAGACGACUUUGGCUCGGCCAUCAAGUCUACGGAUCAUAUCGUCGAUGCCAUCUUCGGUAGGCUUCAGCAUCGCGGAUCGCCGAACAGCGCUGACUGGGUCACAGGCUUCAGCUUCUCGGGCGAGGUCCGCGAACCAUUUCCCUCCGUCAUCAAGGCACUCGAGGAGACGAAGGUUCCUGUCACAUCGGUCGAUGCACCGUCAUCCUGGAACAUUGAGGAAGGACCACCAAAGUCGGGGCUGGGCAGUUCCUUCAUGCCUGAGUAUCUCAUUAGCCUGACUGCUCCUAAGCCCUUGGUGGAGCAUUUCAACGGCAGGCAUUUCAUUGGUGGCCGGUUCGUUACCCCCUCGAUUGCUAAGAAGUACGACUUCGAGAUGCCGGCGUACCAAGGCCUGGACCAAAUCGUGGAGACCGGCCCGACAGGACAGAAGCUCUAA
This is a messenger RNA of Neoarthrinium moseri, 759 nucleotides long. RefSeq lists its product as uncharacterized. Lineage: Eukaryota; Fungi; Ascomycota; Sordariomycetes; Amphisphaeriales; Apiosporaceae. Bases 1 to 759 code for a protein of 252 amino acids. Gene Ontology annotation, molecular function: NAD(P)HX epimerase activity. The transcript is spliced from 5 exons. The record is from RefSeq and is a predicted model, not a curated record. Gene Ontology annotation, cellular component: mitochondrion.